This is a messenger RNA of Hylaeus anthracinus, 1317 nucleotides long. RefSeq names its product esterase FE4-like. The record is from RefSeq and is a predicted model, not a curated record. Bases 290 to 1180 code for a protein of 296 amino acids. The transcript has 5 exons. NCBI's taxonomy places the organism in Eukaryota, Metazoa, Arthropoda, Insecta, Hymenoptera, Colletidae.
GUUAAAUGUGCCGCGUACAAAUACGUUCCGGAGACUACCCGAAACAAACAGACAGACACUUCAAUUUUGCUUCAACUUACUUGUGAUAGAAAAGAGAUUCCUUAUAAACGAAACAUUUAUAAGACGCAAUUUCGAUGUACAUCUCGUUUCGUGCAUAACGUAAUGACGUCGGGACAUUUCUGGAUCGUGUUUAGUUAAGGCAGUGAUAGAGGAUUACGUAUUCGCGCCGGAAGCACAGUCCUCGUGUCGAGUGUAAUAGUGUUAAGUUGGAAAGAGACUGUUAACGAUAAUGUAUAAGCCGAAAGUUUCGCUAAAGGAAGGUAAAAUACGAGGUAGUGUCGUGCCGAGUGUCCUGGGCUCCAAUUACAUCGCCUUUUUCGAGAUACCUUACGCAGCGCCUCCUGUUGGAAAACUCAGAUUCAAGGAUCCACAACCACCCGUUCCAUGGAAAGGUAUCAGAAACUGCGCCGUCUGUAAAGGCAUAGUCUGCACACAGAAACUAGAACAAGAAUCAAACCAUAUUGUCGGAACUGAAGAUUGUUUGUACCUCAAUGUUUACACCAAAUCCAUCACCGAAACGAGGCCAGUCAUGGUUUGGGUCCAUGGCGGCGCAUUACAGAGGGGCAGUGGAAGUUACAGGUUCAUGAAGCCUGAUUACCUAGUCGAAAAAGACGUCGUCGUUGUUGCAAUUAAUUACAGACUGGGUGCAUUGGGUUUCCUAAAUCUGGGUCAUCCAGCUGCACCCGGGAAUCAAGGACUGAAGGACAUAAUUGCAGCCUUGCGAUGGACCCAGGAAAAUAUUGCCAAAUUUGGAGGAGAUCCUAAUAAUGUCACGCUCUGUGGUCAAAGCGCAGGGGCAUUGUUAACUCAUGCCUCAGCGAUAUCGCCGAAAGCGAAAGGACUCAUUCACAAAGCGAUUAUGCAAAGUGGAACCAUGCUGAGCCCUUGGGGAAUAGGUCAGAGCCGUCCAAAACGAGGUUUCAAACUAGCGUCGCUCUUAGGGAUAAACUCCACCGAUCCUGAGGAGGUCGUCGAUUUGCUCAGACAGCUACCCGACAAAGACAUCGUCAAGUUAGAGACUUCCGUUCUAACGCAAAAGGCAAAAUAUUUUCUGUUAUCGCGGCUAUCGCGAAGCCCUUCACGCGUAACGAACAUAAGUUCCUAUUGCCGCAGGAGAUAGACCUUUACGAUAUCCCCUUCGGAGUGAAUUACGACGAAUUCGCUGAGGACCCUGUACUGCCUCUACCAUUGUCGCAAUUAUGUUCCAACGACGGGAACAUCCCCAUCAUGGCUGGGCAGGUGACAUACGAAGGCCUC